Messenger RNA from Musca domestica (house fly), 1556 nucleotides. RefSeq lists its product as uncharacterized. The transcript is spliced from 3 exons. The record is from RefSeq and is a predicted model, not a curated record. The coding region runs from base 180 to 740 and encodes 186 amino acids. NCBI's taxonomy places the organism in Eukaryota, Metazoa, Arthropoda, Insecta, Diptera, Muscidae.
GGCCAAAAUACCGCAGAGCAACAUUCGGGUAGAGUGUGAAGGUUUCAUUGGCCGUUUGAAGGCCAUAAUUCGUGCCAAAGGUGACCAAUUCGAACAAAUCUAAACUUAUUCUAAAAUUUGAUGCUAUUUCCGACAUUUUUUGCUUUCAUUCAAUAAAAUUAAAAAAAAAUGUCAAAACUAUGGCGUUUGACUUUGUUGCAGUUUUUUGGCGUUUGACUUUGUUGCGUGCUAUGAAAAAUAACAUUCAAUUGACUUUUCCCAAAAUCUCUUUUAGUUUGGAAGGAAUGUUGUCGCCCAAGGAUAUUAUUUUGAUCAUCUUAAGCCUAAUAUGUUCGAUUUUUUCAAUUCUGACAUUUAUCCUGAUGCAAACAAAUGCAAAUCUAACAAACACAAAGGAGAUUCUAACCUACAAAAUUAUACUGGUAUUAUGUGUAAUCUACACCUGCCUGCUUAAAGCUCUAAUUAUAAAACCGAUAAGGAAGAGGGUCCAACUAUUCGCUUAUGUGUUCUGUUUCGUAUCAAUUGCACUGUGGUUUCUUUGUUUUGCUGCCCUGCUGUGGAUUCAUUUUUAUAUUUCGUCUAACUAUUCUCCCAAAUGCGAACAUAAAAGCCAUACAAUUCAAUACUACAAUACGGCCAGCUUCCUCAUGUUGGGUUAUGUGAAUUUUGCCAUAUUUUCGGUGAUCUGCAUUGCAGUAAUUGGAAAUUCAUAUAGCCUCUAUAUGGUUGCGAAAAAAUGACAAAAUGUUCCAUGGAGCGGAGGAGUAUUGCAAAAACACAAAAAAAAACAAGUAAAAUAAUAUCAGUCGGUUUUGUCGACAUAUGUUUACCCCCAGAGCCUUGACUUAUUCAAACUGUCGACUCUUUAUGGAGGAGGUUCCGAAGCAAUUGGUCAAUAUUGAGCAAUUCGUAUCUGACCUAAGACUGAUAUAAAUAUUACAACGUACCAGAUUUGGACUAUAUCGACUACAUCCUGUAAUUUAUAUGAGAUAUUUGAGAAUUUUUGGAAAAUGAGGAAAUAUGCGUAAGGUAACAGAUAUGGCGGACUGAAGUAUUCCAUUUUCAUAUUUUAUCUAAUACAGAUAAAAAAUAUGGGUAUGUGCAAAAUUUGAAGGAAAUCGAACAUUUAUAUACAAUUUUAUGCGAAGUCAUAAAGAAUCACCGACUUGUUUCGGUAGAUAUAAGUAUUGAAAAUUGUGACCCUUUGUGGGUGAGGAACCAGAGGUGAUUCUCAGAUAUAUAGCAUCUUCACAACAGAUCUUGUGUUAGCAAAAAAAUGUUAUUGGUGAAAUUUGAAGAGAGUUGGAUCCUUUUUUUGCUUUCUUUGAGUGUAUUCUUUUUCAAAAAUCUUGAACUCUUAGUGGGGGAGGUACCACAAGAAAUUGUCUGAUCUCUACCAUAUUUAUAAAAGAUUUGCGUUGGUGGAAAUAUUCAGAUGUGCCAAGUCUACAUGAAAUCGGAUAUUAAUGUCGCGUUUUAUGAACUUUAUGGAUAUUUAAAAGUUUGACCCUUUGUGGGGGAAGGUACCAGAAGGAGUGUGCCGAUGUUUUCUACCU